AUGGGGCUUCCAACUACCAAGCACCGACCCACCGACAGCUCCCCGGCGACCUCACCCCUAAGCAGCCAUCUGCCUACCGAGAUCCUCACCUCUAUCGUAAAUGAGCUGGACCCCGUCGACGACCGCCCGACCCUUCUCAGCCUUCUGCGUGUCUCAGAGACUGUCUGGGAGGUGGCCGCGCGUCACUUGUAUCGUUCCAUUACGCUGAGUGACCUUCAACUCUCUCGGAUUGUCAACAGAAUCAACCAACGAAAACGAACGUGCCUCGGAUUCGUGCAUCGCCUUACGCUCUCCCCUCCUCCCAAGGACAAGAUAUUGGCAAAGGUUUACAAAGCUGCCGGUACCGAUGGGAUACCACUGUUCCCCAACGUGCGCCGCCUCAUCCUCGACGAUCAGUUCCCUCUGGGCGGAUCGGAUCGCAAGUACGGCCUGACGCCAAACGUCAAGCGCCUAGCCGAGCCAGGUGUCCUUCUCUUUGACGCCCCCGACGUCUGUGUCCGAGGCCGCACGUGGUCUCAAGAUCGUCUCGAGUAUCUACCUUGCAGAAGUAUCUCAUCGUCCAACCUCACUGUGCACUCUGGAGAGCUGAACUGGGUCUGGGAGUCGGCACUACCCCGCCCGUAUCGCACUCUAUCCUUCUACUGGGCGACGGCUGGUUAUGAAGAUGAGUGGAAAAUCGGAUAUGUCGCGCGUUUCGACAACGAUGCGUCACUUUGGGCAAUCGACCUACCCAUUGUGAUCUACGCAAAUACUGGAACAUCGAAGGAAGAAGGCUCGACAGAGCGCAAAGUCAUGCGCCGACUCGCCCGAAAUCGCACCCGCAUCAAUCUCGAAGACAAGGGGCAGGUGAGGAUUGCGUUCAAAGCAAGCCCCCCGCCGUGUAGGGUGUGUGGCGGCACUUGGGAGAGGUAG
Messenger RNA from Vanrija pseudolonga, 912 nucleotides. RefSeq lists its product as uncharacterized. The transcript is spliced from 2 exons. The coding region runs from base 1 to 912 and encodes 303 amino acids. Lineage: Eukaryota; Fungi; Basidiomycota; Tremellomycetes; Trichosporonales; Trichosporonaceae. The record is from RefSeq and is a predicted model, not a curated record.